Salvelinus sp. IW2-2015 is the source of this 753-nucleotide messenger RNA. The record is from RefSeq and is a predicted model, not a curated record. NCBI's taxonomy places the organism in Eukaryota, Metazoa, Chordata, Actinopteri, Salmoniformes, Salmonidae.
AUGGAACUACGGAGAGUGUUCAGGGCUGUGUGUAGGAAACACGAGCUGACCCAGUAUGAGCUGGAGACGGCCUCCUCAGACCUCAUCUCCAAGAAGCAGCAACGGGAGGAGCUGGCCACUGGGAUGGUACGGACGUUCUCCUUCAAAGGAAUGACCAACAAGCUGUUUGGUCAGGAGACACCAGAGCAGAGGGAGGCUAAACUCAGCCUACUAGAGGAGCAGAUCGUCCAGGGAGAYGAGACCGUCACAGAGAAAACAGUGGAGUGCGAGGAGUACGUGAAGGGUGCGUGGGUGGACAUGCAGCGCUUCAAGGAGCAGAAGGACAGGGAUCUGAGGGAGGCUCUGAUUGGCUACGCCGUCAUGCAGAUCAGCAUGUGUAAGAAGGGCAUUCAAGUGUGGACCAAUGCUAAGGAAUGUUUCCACAAGAUGUAAGGGGGUCGGGCCGUGGGUCAGCGACGACGUCUAUGGUACGCGUGCACAACAACUUCACCUUUUGACCUUCACAUGGAAACAGAACCAAUGUUGUCACGGCAACAAGCCCCAGCUGGCAUAAAGUUACAYGGCUGCGUCUCAAUACUCAGUCCACUACUGGCUGCGCUCCAGAUAAAGUGGGGAGGUAAGGAAGCCUUUCAAGACAUGAGAUGCAGUCCGGGACUAUAUUUUAUAAUGAGAUAUAAGGCACAAACAUAUCCCCUUGUGUUGAUUUAUUAAGAGAACGUGUGUAGUAUCAGCAGGAUAAAGGUUGUUUAUUAA